GAUCCAUAAAUAUAUCUAGGCCCGAUGGGCUUUCAAGUAGUAAGCACUGAACAAUCGAAAUUGUUCUAAUAAAACCCUAUGGGAAUUGGAACUUGUACUUAAUAAUAAAAUAUGAAACUGAAAAGUGAAAAGAAAAAGAAAAAGGUCACGAAAAUCCACGCAGGACUGUCAGAAUUAAAGAGCUCCCAUAUCCAGAGUCCAAAGCAACUUAACAAAACAAAAAAUCAAUUUAAUCGACAAUACAAUAAAAUCUGGUUCCCAAUUCCAUUUUGGAACGAAAAUAAAUAUGCGCAAAUUUCACCUUCAAGAUCAAAACCCUAACUAACCUGAACUCUGAAAGACCUUGUACUAAUAUCAGUACUCCACUUUUCUUAGAUAAAGUAUAUUCUGCAAAUGGAACAAAUGUAAUUUAACAAAGACUUGCAGCUAAUGGAGACAAAUUGAAACGAGGGUUUUAUUUUCUUCUUCACAAUAAAAUUAUUAUUUGAUGAAGAGGAGGAACCUUUGAUCAUUAUAGAGAAGAGUAAAUGAAGGAGUUGAUAGGGAGUCCAGGGACGGUGAGUGGACUAGUACUGAGAAUAGGCCAAUGUGCACUUGCUGCUGCUUCUAUUUCAAUUAUGGCCUCUGCUCGUGGCUUCUCUAGCUACACUGCUUUCUGCUAUUUAAUUGCAUCAAUGGGCCUUCAAGUUCUGUGGAGCUUUGGACUUGCUUGUCUUGAUGUUUACGCUUUGAGGAGAAAGAGAGACCUUCAAAACCCUGUCCUUGUGAGCCUGUUUGUUGUAGGCGAUUGGGUGACAUCCAUGUUAUCACUAGCAGCUGCAUGCUCGUCAGCAGGUGUCGUUGUUCUGUAUGCGAGAGACUUGAACUUUUGCAAGUUGGAAUCAGAUCUUCCAUGUAAUAAGUAUGAGAUUUCCAUACUUCUUGCUUUUCUUACUUGGCUUCUUAUUGGCAUAUCCUCCCAUGUGAUGUUCUGGAUCCUAGCUUCUAUUUAGGAGACUCAUGUAUCCUUGCUCCAAAGUUAGUGAAUACACAAAUGAAAGUGUCUUCCGGUUCACAUGUAAAUCUUAUUUCCUUCUUCUUGAAGUUUUAAUUAAGCAAUUUCGAGGUUUGUUUUCUA
Ricinus communis (castor bean) is the source of this 1117-nucleotide messenger RNA. RefSeq names its product CASP-like protein 5B2. The transcript is spliced from 3 exons. The coding region runs from base 528 to 992 and encodes 154 amino acids. Gene Ontology annotation, cellular component: membrane. The record is from RefSeq and is a predicted model, not a curated record. Lineage: Eukaryota; Viridiplantae; Streptophyta; Magnoliopsida; Malpighiales; Euphorbiaceae.